Molecule: messenger RNA, 3438 nt
Organism: Pocillopora damicornis (cauliflower coral)
Lineage: Eukaryota; Metazoa; Cnidaria; Anthozoa; Scleractinia; Pocilloporidae
Biological process (GO): protein phosphorylation
Molecular function (GO): protein kinase activity; ATP binding
Source: RefSeq, a predicted model, not a curated record
UCGAAAUUGGAAAUUCAUUCUCUACUGAGCGCCGUGUAUUCAGUUUUCCAAAGUUUCUUUUGGAAGAAAAAAAUGGAAGCCAUCAGACGAAAAUUGGAUGAGGCAGAUGACAUCGCCAAGGUUAUCGAUUUAAUGCAGAAUUUGAGCAUUCCAACUAAAGGAUGCAAAAACAUCGAGGACAUGAAGGAAAGGAUUCUCGCUCAUCUAAGCUCUCGAAAAGAUAACCGCUUGGCCUGCAAUGAGGCCUUUAAGGUGAUUUCAGAGGCACAAUCAAUGGACAAGGAAAAGUCAUUAGCCCUUCUUGAUUAUUACGCUAAGGUGGAGAGGGAAAUACAGGGCCUUGACGCUACAGUCCUUGAUUUGUUGAAAACAAGCGAAGGCGACGUCUUUUCUAAGAUCAAGACAAGAAUAAAAAGAAUGCAAGACAGAGAUUAUGUUCUUCUCGUCGCAGGCGAGACCAGUGCAGGCAAAAGCAGCAUGUUGAACCUAAUUCUUGGUGAGGAGCUUUUGCCAUUUUCUGUUUUGAGUACAACAUCAACAAUUUGUGAAUUGAAAUAUGGAAGAGAGAAAAGGAUAAAGAUACACUAUAAAGAAGAAGGAAAGGCUCCACAGAUAAAGCAUCUUAACGAAUCCUCGCCCUACAUGGAUCAAAUAUCAGAAUUUGUUCAUGUCAAGUCUGCAAGUUUAAGAGAAAAGGCAUCGAGCUACAAAGAAGUGGAACUGUUUUGGCCUCACAGAUUAUUACAGGACGGUGUCGUGAUCGUUGACAGCCCUGGCGUCGGGGAGUCUGAGAUUAUGGACGACAUUGUUGUGAGCUACUUACCAAAUGCCUUUGCUUUCAUCUAUGUCAUCAACAGCAGCAAUGCUGGCGGAGUUCAAAGAGAUCGGCUUGUUAGACUUCUGCACAAAACGAGGGAACUCACGACUGAACAGCAAAUGGAAUUCUCACCAAACUGCACUUUGUUCGUUUGCAACAAGUGGGACACCAUACCAACCUCAGAGGGAGAUGUGGUCAUAGCGCACAUAAUCAACAAGUUGAGUCAGUGUUUGCCAGAUCUAGACACAAAUACUCAUAUUAUUCGCCUUUCAACCACUAAAGCUCUUGCGGCCCAGAAGUUUGGAGUCAUGAAUUCAGAAUUUGCCUCACUUACAGACAAGAUUGGCUGUCUGGUUUCGAAAAGCAUCGAAACAAGACUUGAACAACAUUGGAGCUGGUUAGAUCGUUUGUUGUCUCGAAUAAUCUGGCUGAUGAGUACAUUAAUAAGUCAUAUCUCCACUGACCAUGUGGCUGCAAGAGAUAGAUUAAAUGCUGUGAUAGAGAGGCUGGGGAAACUUCAAGCGGAACAAGAAUCAUCGAAGAAGGAAAUGACGCAAUGUCUUAAAGCGAGAAUUCGUCAGGCGAUGAGCACCUUAAUCGACCACCUAAAGACUCCCCAAGUGGUAGAGAUGUUUUGUAAGUGGAACUCUGACGAACUUCCAGCUGUCGAGAAUUCAUGGGAAGUUACUGAGGCUGUCCUCGUUAAGCUUCUUCAAGGAAGAUUACAGAUGUUGAUUGAAGAAUGGGAGGAAGAACAGCAAAGGUUUACGGAGGCACGGAAAUCAGUCAUCAAAGAGUUCCUUGAAAAAUACAAUUAUCUGGAGGGAGAGCUUCGCAACGUGGAAGUCAAUAUCAUACAAGUACAAGUAGAUGUUGAAGAAAAAACGGCAAGCGAAAGUGUAGAGGAUCAAGUUUUCAAAAGCUUUGACAACUUUUCCCUUCUAUUUGAAGAUAAACUUUUUCUUGGAAUAAUGAUUCCUUUCAUGCUUCCAGCUGCUCUUGUUGGAGUUGCGUUGUCUGUUCCAGUAACACUGCUUUGCCUUCCAAUUUUGGGAGCUAAAUCUAUUGCUGACAACAUCAAAGAAGCAAAAAAGAAGAGUGCAUACAAUAAAGAUCGCGCUGAGUACGUACGAAUCAUGUCACAAAAGUUUCUGGCGAAAGCUGCAACCUUCGAGGCGCUAAAGCCAUUGGUCAAAGUGCAAUUGGAGCUAGCUGGAAACACCCUAAUUGACCUGCAAGCGAGAAUCCCCAUGCUUGUUGAAGCCGAUGUAAAACUUUGUCAGCAACUUCUAAAGGAGGCACAAAGCAAGAAGGAUACUGAAACUCGCUACAAGCCCUGUAGAGACAAAUGCAAGCGUUUGCGCGGUGAGCUCGCGCUGUUUGGUUCUCUAGAAAUUCGGAGCAUGCGGCUCGCUUGGGAUGACCUCUUUUGGUAUGUCAGCGAGGAUGUCUACUUGAAGCGACCAAUGGAACCUGGGCUCUACCAAGGGCGCAUUUCUAAGGGAAGGUACUCAUCAAGUGGCCAAGUAACCUUUAAAGUGUACAGGGAACUGCUAACCAGCAGCAAUAUUACUGAGUGUUUGGCAGACGAAGCAAACCUGAGGAGGCUUUGCCAUCCUCGCAUAGUCACGUUUUACGGUGCUGUUUUCAGAAAGGUUCCAAGAGGUUUAGAAGCAGCUUUUGUAACUGAGUGUCCAGGAGUUGACUUAAAGUACUAUCUGAUCGAUCAACCUGGAAAUUGUCCUGCAAAGAAUCCUAUAACGAAGAUGGGCGUGAUUCGCUGGGCAGCCCAAGUCGUCGAAGCACUGCUGUCCAUCUAUAGCAUGUUUGACGGAUGUGUUCACGGUGACCUUCGGUUGAAAAACGUUUUGCUUGACGGUCCCAAUCUCCGUGAUAUUAAGUUGAGCAACAUCUCCCUCAGGAGGCGGCUGACCAUCGAACAUGGAUCAAAGUGUGAUGCAUUUCUUCAUCUUCCGCCAGAAGCUGUGCGAAAUAGAAACUACAAUUCCUCUUCAGAGAUUUACUCCCUCGGGAUCUUGUUCUGGGAAAUGUGGUACGGCAAAGAAGCCUUUGACGAUCUCAAAGGUCAAAAGAUGGAAGAAUUUUUAUCAAGCGUAGAAGGAGGCCAUCGUCCCGACCUAACAGGUAUCACAACUCAGACAUCAGUCAUGUGGAUUGGCCUCAUUUCUGGCUGCUGGGAGAAGACAGCCUCAGAAAGAAGUAGCCUCGCAGAUUGUAAGUCAACUAUCGAGGAAAUUUUAGCUAGUCAAAAAUAGAGUCUAUCCCGGAAAAUAGUUACAUGAUACUUCAACUGGAUGUAAAAUGGAAAAACAAACUUAAAGUUCAAGAGGGCAUUGAAAGCAACUUGGGACACAAAGCUGGAUUAGCCUCAAACUUUGAAGUUAACUACACUUUGAAAGUUUCAGUCAUAUCCUUUGUAUCAAAUCACAGACAUUAUCUUCUAAACUAAAAGAGUCUCUAAAUUUUUGGUUUAAACCAGUUUUAAUUAAUUCUGUGAUGGGGACUUUUUUAACAUCAUGUUGGGCAAGUCCCUACACUUAGUGAAUACUUCAUAGCUUUUUUCCUAACUGUUAACUAACUAAAAUACUGAGGUCAUCCAC